AUGAACAAAAAAGGCCGCUUGUUUACUGGAAACGCGCUGGAGAGAUUGGAGAGCAAGAAGAAGGGAAAAGAGAGGGACGGACGGGAGAUGAUGAGCGAGAAGCUGGUGGAGCCGAUGGAGAUGCGAAGCCGUGCUAGGCGUUUGAGAGACAGGAGGGCCCUGGAGGGGGGACGCUUUAGUGAGGGCUACGGCGGGGUGACCUGGCGGGCAAGUACCGGCCAAACGCUCAUCUACUGGCAUCUCAAGCGCUCUUUGGCGGAUAGACGCGGAUGUGGUUUCUAUUUCAAUGUCAUGACGGAGCAGGUCCUGUUCAAGGCAUCCAGCGAUUAUUUUCGACUCAUCAUUGGCUUCAAAGGCAUCGUAUCACACCGCGUGGAUCCUCGUCUUCCCGCUGCUGUCCUCUGUCUGCUGCCCGUCUUCAGCGCUGUUAGCGGGUACCUGCCCGCCAAGUCCCCCCAGCGAACCCCUCAACGCCGCGGGGCGCACUCUUGCCAUGUGCCAGACGCAUGGUCAGGCCACCACUUUUGGCUUCUCGCGGCCUCUGACUGGCUUGUCUCUCCGCCACCAGCAACCCUAAUCGGUGACCUGUCUCUUGUCUCUUGUCUCUUGCAUAUCCAUGGAUGUCUUGGUCUUGCAGCAGCCAUCUCGGGCAUGGAUCUGGAAUCUCGUCGGCAAGAACAAAGGCGACGCAAGGCAAGGCGAGGCGAAGCGAGACAAGACAGCAAAACAUCAUCACGACUCGAACCUCCAGUGACUCGUCGCUUUACAAUAUUCCCAAAUCACACAUUUACAUCACAAUCAUCACCACCAUCAUCACCAUCGCCACCAGCAACCAGUCCAGCAACCAGCAACCGUCCAUCUCAGCCUCUACGCACUUCUAUCGGCCGUUUCUCCGCUCAGUCGGGCCUCAUCCUUCAGCCCAAGCGCACCGCUAAGCCAAUCAGGCCCAUUGCCCGGCUCGGCCUAAACUCUUCAUUCUUCUCUCUCGCAGGGCACUUCGCAGGCCUUCUUUGCAUUCCAGCGCGGGGACGCCAAGCGGCGAAAAAGGGAAGCCUAUCCCUGCAGCGCGUGCGCCAUUGCACGUGGCUGGCCAGGGGAGGCUUGAAGCUUGGACGGGGCCAGUGUCUGAGGACAGGACAGGCCAUGAUCCAUACUGAGGACGGACUGGAGCGCUGUCAGGGCCCCCAUGCCUGGUCCGGAGAACGCCGUGGUAGGGCAACGAUGGGCGGCUGCCGUUUUGGCCAUGGCCGCGACGAUGACGACGGCCGGGGCGAUGACGAUGGCCAUGGCCGUCUUUGGGCGACAAACAUGGCCGAUGCUGGACAGUCUGCUUGCCGCCAGCACAGUGACACCGUCCGUGUUCACGAGUACGAUUUGACUUUCUGCGGGCGCCGUCCAUGCAAGCACUGUGUACUGUGUGGCCGAGGGGAAAGAGUCCGUCACAUUGGGAUCGACAGCGUUACGCUAAUCCCACAUGUUAGCUUGCAUAAGCAGCCUGACUGGCGCAACGCCAUCAAGCCAUUGUGCGCUUGCAGCUGA
Trichoderma atroviride IMI 206040 is the source of this 1539-nucleotide messenger RNA. The record is from RefSeq and is a predicted model, not a curated record. NCBI's taxonomy places the organism in Eukaryota, Fungi, Ascomycota, Sordariomycetes, Hypocreales, Hypocreaceae.